AUGUUAACCUACGGCAAACGACGCAACGGCAGACCCUUCUUGUCCGUCUUUCGCGAUGAGGAUGAGACCACCAAUCCCCACAGGAGAGCACCAACCAGCUCUGCCCCAAACACAGACACGGUCCCGCGACUCUUUGACGCGUCCGACGGCCCGACAGGAACCUUACCUACCGUUGAGGGGCACUCGCAUCGUGAAGCCACCAUCGGCAACAGGCGACACACCGCCGGCAGCUCAACAAGCCUGAGGAGCAGCCCAACUGCAACCUCCUUCACACACGCACCUUUCACCCGUGUGCCCUCAUACGUACGCAACAAACCUCUGCCUCCAGUUCCGCCUGCAUGGGACCUACCUGUUGGUGAUCAUCCGCGGGCCUCCGCUCCACUCGUCGAUAAAUCUACUAACCUGAAGCUCUCAUCCUUCACAUUACCCAGCAAGAGUUCGCUCACCUCCGAGAACAAGGCCGGUCCAAUCAUGUUACCUUUAGAUCCACCAGACGCUCACCUCACAGCUCUACCGCGGUUGCCUUCGGGCCUCAAGAUCUUGGCAAGAACGCUCAGCAAAGCUUCCUAUCCUGAACAGCCGGCCGAGGAUGAGGUCAAGCCAACGCGCAGCCGAGGGCUCUUUCGCGGCUUCAACCACACGAAAGCACCCAAGCCCGAGAAUCUCGUGCCCCUGGCUGACAGCCGCGAAACCAAGCAUGUCUUCGGUCGAGUCAAGGAUGCAAUCUCAGAACACCUGCCCUCACGUACUUCAAGCAGUCGCCGUAGGAGCAGACGGCACACCAUGUUGGACGAAGAUGAGCUCAGUCUGACACGGGGCGAGGAGGAUGAAGAUCUGACGAUCCGCGUGCAGCGCCGCCGUGCAGUGGAGCAGGCUCUUCAAGAGAGCCCCAAGCUCCAGCAGCUCUUCGACUCGCCAUCCAAGGCGCAGUCAACAUUCUCAGCGAGGGGCAAUCCCACUAGGAACAAAGCUCCCAAGGACAAGGCUCGCGCUCAUUCAUACUCCAUGAGCGACCUUACACAAAUCCACAAGGCGCUCAACGAGUCUUGUGAGUCACUGGACGAGUACUAUGAGGGAGAUUGGGGUGAUCCAUUCAUCGAGUCGCAUCAUACCGCAACACCUCAGUUCCCACCACGUCUUGACUCUCAGCUGUUUGCUGGCUUCGAUCCGAGUUUCAAUCUUCCAUAUGACUUGCACAAUGUCUCCUUGCAUAACCGCAGGGUUUCCGCAGAGCCUGCAUCAAGACAUCAAGACAACGAAGACAAUGACAGCCUCAUGGACGAAGACGUAGAGGACGAAGACGAUGUCACUUUCAAGCUCCGCACCGCUCCGUUGCUUACCGCAGCCGUGAAGAAGAUGGAGAUUCCGAAGACAGUGCCAAUCCUGUUGAGGGUCGGCGGACCUGCGACGCGGCCGAUUGAUCCCUUGCGAAGCCACCCAGAUGUUAUGAGCUUCGUCGAGAUGCCGGAACGCCUGCGCAGUCAGGACUAUGCGCAGGCUGACAACACAGCAGACAGGGAGCCUAGCUCUGAUGAGUCCAGAAGACCUUCCAUCACCAUCACCCCGUUAGAGGACGCACCCCAGCCGCGUAGGAAAGGGCGGCUAUCAAGAAUCGAGGAGGCCAGGGGCGAAGAGUCUCCUCCAGACGCCCAAUCCACUCCGCGAGGUGCGUACCGGGGGAAGCACAAGCGUGAAGGGCUCAUCCUUUUCCAAUCACCGCUAAAGAGAGCGAGCACCCAGUCUGACAAGUCGCUGUCCACAGAUAAUCGCUGGGAAUUCCAUCCAGAGCGAGCGCUCUUGUACGAUGGCGAACCCUAUAGCUAUCAAGAAGGGGACACAAUGCGGAGCGCCGGGAGCCCGCGCCGUCACUCCUGGAUUCCCGAGUCAAACAGCAACAGAGGGUCAAAAGAUUCGAAGGCAUCGUCGGGGCCGGCAUCUUCCAGCCAAGGAUCAUCCAAGCGGCAUUCUUGGGCAGGUUCCGACGGUUUCAAACGCAACUCCGCCGACGCCGGCUUGCUUAUCGAGGGAGAUGUGGAGCCCAAGAAGAAGAAACGACACUCUCCAGAGUCCAUCAACGACCUCAUCACCGACUACGCGACUGGCCCAACGGGCUCCUGGUACUCCGUAACCGACGACGUCGACUCCUCCGCCGAAGUCACCAUGAUCUUCGAUCCCCUUCCCAACGACACACACUCAGACACCGCCAUGCCCUUGGCCGAAGCAGAGCAACCCUCCUCCCGCGCGCACCACCACCGUUGUCUCUCACUCCCUCCUCACGCCGAACCGAUCACCACAGGCCAGCCAGGCCAGACCCUCUUCCGCGACCGCAGCAACGCAUCCUUCGCAAGCGCGCUCAUCGGCCCGGAUCAUGCCGAAGGUAGUACGCCCACCAAGACUAUCCGCCACCGCCGCUCCCCUGCUCGCCAGAUCCGCGGUCACAGAGAGCGGCGCGACACCCUCAAGCAGCGUCACCGCGCGGGGAGCGAGAGCCUGGAUGAGCUGGCGCGGGAUGACUAUAUGCAUCAGAUAGGGCUGGUGAAGAAGAAGUGGAAGAUGCCGUCGUUGGGCCGUGGAGGCGUCUGA
Messenger RNA from Coniosporium apollinis CBS 100218, 2583 nucleotides. RefSeq lists its product as uncharacterized. The transcript is spliced from 2 exons. The record is from RefSeq and is a predicted model, not a curated record. NCBI's taxonomy places the organism in Eukaryota, Fungi, Ascomycota, Dothideomycetes. Bases 1 to 2583 code for a protein of 860 amino acids.